This is a messenger RNA of Lycium ferocissimum, 1456 nucleotides long. RefSeq names its product omega-amidase, chloroplastic-like. Lineage: Eukaryota; Viridiplantae; Streptophyta; Magnoliopsida; Solanales; Solanaceae. Gene Ontology annotation, biological process: L-glutamine metabolic process; oxaloacetate metabolic process. The record is from RefSeq and is a predicted model, not a curated record. The transcript has 9 exons. Gene Ontology annotation, cellular component: mitochondrion. Gene Ontology annotation, molecular function: omega-amidase activity. The coding region runs from base 392 to 1399 and encodes 335 amino acids.
UGUGUUUUCUCCGAUAGAAGAAGAAGAUCUGGGGUUUUCAAGUUUCAACCAAGGAUGGCAUUCUCUCUAAAAUCAUUAAAGUAAGCUAUGGCUUUUGCUUUGGGGCAUAAUCUUUUACGGAUACCUUUAUCUCUCUUCUUCUUCUCGUCUCUCUCUUUCUGCUCCGCUCUAUUUUCUUUCAACUACCGGAAAGAUACUCUUGAAGAAUAGAAAUUAAAUUGGGGUGGAGGGGUUUUAUCGACAAUUAACUACACUAUUGCAGUUGUUAAUGACUGAGAUAUGAUUUAUUUAACCAAGUUUAACAAUCCAAGGAGGAAAAUUAAUUAAAAUGCCAAAAGAGUAAUGAAAUAAAUAUAAUUAACAUCCAAGCAAACUAAGGAGAUUCUGAAAAAUGAAGGCCAUAGUGAUCACAAGACCACCACCUUCUUCUUCUUCAACGUGCUUUCUUCACAGUACCAACUCCACUCUCUCUUUCAAAUUUCUCUCAAAUUCAAGCAAUUUGGACAAUAAGAGAAAUUUGGCCAAGUCUUUGCAUUCUGCAACUAUGGAAAGUGGUUCCGUCUUGAAGGCUGAGGAAGCUAGGGUUCCUGCAGCACUUCCUUUGCCUACUUCACCUGUAACCAAGUUCAAGAUUGCUCUUUGCCAAUUAUCUGUAACUACCUACAAGGAGAGAAACAUUGCUCAUGCUCAGCAGUCAAUAGAAGAUGCUGCAGACAAGGGUGCUCAGCUUAUUCUUCUCCCUGAAAUAUGGAAUGGUCCAUAUUCCAACGACAGUUUUCCAGUAUAUGCAGAGGACAUUGAUGCUGGUGGAGAUGCGUCUCCUUCAACUAGGAUGUUAUCUGAAGUUUCUCGGAGUCGAAAAGUUACAAUUAUUGGUGGCUCUAUACCUGAACGCAGUGAUGAUAAAUUAUAUAACAGUUGUUGUGUCUUUGGCACAGAUGGAAAGCUUUUAGCCAAGCAUAGGAAGAUACAUCUCUUUGACAUUGACAUUCCAGGGAAGAUGACUUUCAAAGAAUCAAGGACCCUAACAGCUGGAGCGAGACCUACUAUUGUAGACACAGAGGUUGGCCGUAUUGGUAUUGGUAUAUGCUAUGACAUUCGCUUCCAAGAACUAGCGGCUAUCUAUGCUGCAAGAGGUGCUCAUCUGCUUUGUUAUCCUGGCGCCUUUAACAUGACCACUGGACCACUGCAUUGGGAGUUGUUGCAACGGGCAAGGGCUGCAGAUUGCCAGUUGUAUGUAGCAACGUGUUCGCCCGCCAGAGACAGUGGUUCUAGUUAUGUAGCUUGGGGACACUCCACUCUUGUUGGACCCUUUGGAGAAGUGCUCGUGACAACAGAACAUGAGGAGACUACACUAAUAGCAGAGAUUGAUUAUUCAGUAAUUGAGCAGAGAAGGUGAGUUCCUUCUGUACCUCCAGAUUACUUUCAGAUUGAAUAUGUAUUUACAUUGUAUAUG